GAGAUCAAACUCGCCGGUGUAGUACGGCGUAGCAGGUGCCUAAACGCACGGUGAAAUUACUGCUUUUAAGACAGUGUAUGGUGUCUUAUGGAAUACUCAGCGAAGCCGGCCCUGACAAAUGGAUAUACCCGUGUGAGACGCCGUUUAGGAAGGUCACUGAAGGGUGCCAAGCUAAAGUUUGGGCUAAUUGCGUUAGCGGUGUCAGGAGCCGCGGGUGCAAGGGCAGCCAUGUUACACGUGCCCCGCAGUCGACGACGCAGCAGCACCGCCAGUUACGUCGACUCCUCUGGCCAUGGCAGCUCACGCACGCCCUCUAUCGCUCUGUCCGAGAGUCUGGAGUACAAUAAUCGAAAUGGUCGGCCGCCAGACCUGGAAGGAGAUGACAGCGAGAGGAUAUCUGAUAUCUAUAUGGAUAGGAGAUAUGGGGCAGAGGUCAACGCCAAGGACACAUUGAUUGCUGUGGAACAGUGGAAAAGAAACCAAACGGAAGGAGAAAAGUUGACCAAAGCACAAAAAAGACGAAGGGAGUAUGAGAUGGCCGCCCUUUCCUCGGCACCUACCUCACCAUUCUCCGAUGCCUUGGACAUACCUGGCUUUGGCGGUGAUGGAACCUCACCAGCACACGCCGGAGGUGGUAAAGGAGGGGGAUCCAAGAAGCUCAAAGGACCUGUCGGCUUCUUUCUAUCUGUCUUGCGAAGCAAUAGAUCCUUGUUCAUCUUCAGUGAGCAAAACUUCAUCAGAAGAUGUGCCAAGUGGUUGACAGAAUGGCCUCCGUUUGAGUAUCUAGUCCUAGCUACCAUCAUAGCAAACUGCGUGGUCUUAGCGCUAGAGGUCCAUCUACCAAUGCAAGACAAAACACCCAUGUCCCAAGAACUGGAAAAUACGGAGAUCUACUUCUUGGCCAUCUUCUGCCUCGAGGCGUGCAUCAAAAUCACCGCCCUUGGUUUAGUAUUACACGAAGGGUCGUAUCUUCGCAAUGGAUGGAACUUGAUGGAUUUUGUAGUUGUAGUUACCGGAUUUGUAACCUUCAUAGGGGGGUUAGUGGAAGGGGAAGGGGAUGCAUCCAGUGCGCCAGACCUUCGAACUCUGCGAGCUAUACGAGUGCUUCGUCCCCUGAAAUUAGUAUCAGGCAUCCCAAGUUUGCAAGUUGUCCUCAAAGCCAUCCUCAAAGCCAUGGCUCCCCUUCUCCAAAUUGGUCUGCUUAUUUUGUUUGUCAUUAUCAUCUUUGCCAUCACGGGCAUGGAGUUUUUCCAGGGUAAAUUCCACUACACCUGCUUCGAAGCUGACGCUUAUGGUGCAAGCACUGGAAAGAUAUCUGAGACAGAAGGCGAGGACCCCCAAGUAUGUGGAAAAGGCAAUGAAACAUCUGGUCGCGAGUGUCCAGAGGGUACUGUGUGCUCUGAAUAUUGGGAAGGUCCUAACUUUGGAAUCACCAACUUUGACAACAUGCUGUUUGCAAUGUUGACCGUGUUCCAAUGUAUAACCAUGGAAGGUUGGACUGACAUCAUGUACAACUGUAACGAUUCAGAAGGACCUUAUUUUGUCUGGUUGUACUUCAUUCCCCUCAUCAUCCUUGGCUCAUUCUUCAUGUUGAACCUCAUCCUUGGUGUCUUGAGUGGAGAGUUUGCGAAAGAGAGAGAGCGAGUAGAAAACAGACGAGAAUUCCUAAAAAUGCGACGACAGCAACAACUUGACAAGGAACUGAAUGGCUACUUAGAGUGGAUAUGCAAAGCUGAAGAGGUCAUGCUAAAUGACAACACAACGUCUGAGGAGGAAAGGGCUACAAUAGAAGCUCGUCGUCGUGCCGCUGCUAUGUUGCAACGGGAACUGAGUCUUGGCAAUGGAAGAGCAAUCAGCGGUACAAUUGAGGAUAAUUUUGAUCUAGAAACGCUAGAUAAAGCCAAACUAACCGGUUCCCCCAAAUCUAACAAAUCAGAGAAGAAGCAGAAGCAGAAGCGAUGUCUCUGGCUACGUCGCCGAGAGAAAAGGUUAAGGUUCCAAGUGCGUCACAUGGUCAAAACGCAGGCGUUUUAUUGGCUAGUCAUCGUGCUGGUGUUCCUCAACACAGUCUGUGUUGCUAUCGAGCAUUACCAACAACCAGAGUGGCUGACACAGUUCCUUAACCAUGCGGAGUAUGUCUUCUUAGGUAUCUUCAUCACAGAGAUGGCCAUUAAGAUGUAUGGUCUUAGCCCGGCUGUGUACUUCAAGUCAGCCUUCAACAAGUUUGACUGCAUGGUUAUCCUAGCUAGCUUGUUUGAAGUCAUCUACACCAAGUUUCAGGGUGGUUCAUUCGGUCUCAGUGUCCUGCGAGCCCUUCGCCUUCUUAGAAUAUUCAAAGUAACAAGAUACUGGUCUCCAAUGCGCUAUCUGAUCAUCUCCUUGGUGCAUAGUAUUCGAUCCAUAGUCAGUCUGGUGUUCUUGCUGUUCUUAUUCAUCAUCAUAUUUGCCUUGCUCGGCAUGCAACUCUUUGGCGGCUCAUAUUGGUCCUCAUUAAGAAACCUGGUCGUAUCCCUCCUUAGUAGUAUGCGCUCCAUUGUCAGUCUGCUCUUCCUUCUCUUCUUGUUCAUCCUCAUCUUCGCUCUCCUCGGAAUGCAGCUAUUCGGUGGAAGCUUUAAUUAUGACUCAGAAAGCCCCAAACCUGCCAACAACUUUGAUAUCUUCCCAAUUGCACUCAUGACAGUGUUUCAGAUCCUGACUGGGGAGGAUUGGAACAUGGUGAUGUACUAUGGAGUAGUCUCAAAGGGAGGCGUGCCUGAAGGCAUGGUCUACAGUCUGUACUUUGUCAUUCUGGUGCUAUUUGGCAACUACACCUUACUGAAUGUCUUCCUUGCUAUCGCUGUGGAUAACUUGGCCAACGCCCAGGAGAUGACAAAGCUUGAUCAAGAGGAUGAAGAAGAAGCUCAGGCAGCAAGAGAAAAUCUGACAAAGUUAUCCUUGGCUGUUUCAAAAACUUGUUUUUUUGGUUUGUGCUUUUGUUUGCUUUUCCUCUUUGUUUCACUUGUCAGAGAGGGGAGUACAACCGUUCACAUGAAUGACGUCAAAAGAAUGAAUGGAGAUCACAAUGUUGAGAAUGGUGAUCCAGAGAUCAAAGUGACUGUGGUGGACCCUCCUCAAUCCCGGUUCCGCCGCUGGUAUACCUAUCUGAAUGUGCAUGGUAUUCCUUGGCCAUGUCCUUCCUGGGGUCCGGUAGACUGUCCGGGUAUGGAUGCCAUCUGUAACUCCACUUGCUGGUCUGCUUGUCCCUGCUCCAGACCUCGCUGCAGUGGUCGAAAGACCGACAAAGAUGAAGAAGCGGAAGAUACUCAAGAAGAUGAUGGGUUUGGUCCCAAGGAGAUGGUUCCUUUUAGUUCCCUCUUCAUCUUCAGCACCACCAACCCUGUACGACGGUUCUGCCAUUACAUUGUCAACCUUCGCUACUUUGACUUCCUGAUCAUGGUAGCCAUUGGUUUGAGUAGCUUGACACUAGCCAUGGAAGAUCCUGUGAAUACCGGCAGUCAAUACAACCAGGUUCUGGAAUAUUUUGACUAUGCGUUCACCACCAUCUUCACCAUUGAGAUGAUACUCAAGAUCAUUGAUAUGGGUUUGCUGUUCCAUAAAGGAUCCUACUGUCGAGAUUUCUGGAACAUCCUCGAUUCCACGGUUGUGAUUUGUGCUUUGGUUGCCUUUGGUGUCACCCAAUCGCAAGGGGAUAGUGGGAGCUCAGGUGCCAGUAAGAACCUAAACACCAUCAAGGCCCUCAGGGUGUUUCGAGUGCUUCGACCCCUCAAAACUAUCAAGAGGGUACCCAAGCUCAAGGCUGUGUUUGACUGUGUAGUGAACUCUGUCAAGAAUGUUACCAACAUUGCUGUCGUCUACGGUCUCUUCAUGUUCAUCUUCUCUGUCAUCGGAGUCCAACUCUACAAGGGUCGAUUCUAUCACUGCACAGAUCCCUCUAAGCACACACGGGAUGAGUGCAUGGGUAACUACUUUCUCUACACCGGAGACCAGAUAACGAAAAUUGAGAAGAGAGAGUGGCAGUUGUACCCUUUCAACUAUGACAAUGUUGGUUCAGCUCUACUUACACUCUUCACGGUUUCCACCGGCGAAGGAUGGCCUGAUGUCUUGAAACACUCUAUCGAUGCCACGGAAGAAGGUCGAGGCCCAGAGCCAUAUAACAACCUCCAGAUGGCACUCUUCUAUGUCGUCUACUUCAUCAUCUUCCCCUUCUUCUUCCUGAACAUCUUCGUGGCGUUGAUCAUCAUCACCUUUCAAGAGCAAGGAGACCAGGAUGUCCAAGAUGGAGAGAUUGACAAGAAUCAAAAACAAUGCAUGGAGUUUUGUAUUCAUGCCAAGCCCACGGACGGCUUUGUGCCAAAAGACAAGAACUCUGUCAAGUACAAAAUCUGGAAGUUGGUGGUGUCGCAGCCAUUUGAAUAUUUCAUUAUGUCCCUCAUCGCUUUGAACACCAUUGCCCUGAUGAUGAAGACAUACAAGGCAGAACAAACCUACUUGGACACGUUGAAGUACUUGAAUAUAGCCUUCACUGUCCUGUUCACAAUUGAGGCUAUUCUGAAGUUGAUUGGCUUUGGGCCAAGGAAUUAUUUCCGGGUUUCCUGGAACACAUUUGACUUUAUCACGGUCAUCGGGAGCAUCGCAGAUGCUAUCAUCUCAGAAGUUGGCGUUGACGAUUUCAUCAAUCUCAGUGUUUUGAGGCUCUUCCGAGCAGCUCGGUUGAUCAAACUUCUACGCCAGGGUUCCUCCAUUCGAAUCCUGCUCUGGACGUUCGUUCAGUCUUUCAAGCUGGUGUCCUUUGUUUUUUUUCUCACCUUCAUGCUGUUCUUCAUCUAUGCAAUCAUAGGCAUGCAGAUUUUUGGAACCGUCAACAUAGAUGAUGAAACUGCUAUAACGAGACACAACAACUUUUCAAAUUUCUUCCUCGCAAUUAUUAUGUUGUUCAGAUGUGCUACGGGUGAAAGUUGGCAGAGUAUCAUGCUAGCAUGCCAAGCAGGAAGUGAAUGUCACCCUAAUAGUAUUCGACCAAAUGCCACUGAUGAAGAGAAGUAUGGAUGUGGAUCGUCGCUCUCCGUUGCCUACUUUGUUUCCUUUAUAUUCUUCUCUUCCUUCCUUAUGCUGAACCUGUUUGUAGCAGUCAUCAUGGACAACUUUGAUUACUUGACUCGAGAUGCUUCCAUCUUGGGUGCACAUCAUCUGGAUGAGUAUGUGCGUGUCUGGGGAGAGUUGGAACCAGUAGGAACCGGUCGUCUGCAUUACAAGGAAAUGUAUGAGAUGCUUCGGACAAUGGAACCACCUGUUGGAUUUGGCCGUAAUUGCCCCUACAGAAUUGCCUACAAGCGUCUGAUACGGAUGAACAUGCCUGUGGAUGAGGACAAAACAGUGCAUUUUACCACCACUCUCAUGGCCCUAAUACGCACAGCUCUAGACAUCAAAAUUGGAAAAGUUGCUGACAGAGAUCGACAUGACAGGGAGCUACGGGAGGCUAUUGGGAAUUUCUGGCCACAUCUGAAUGCCGAUAAGCUGAAUUUGCUGGUGCCUCCAGAUUCUGAGCUAAUCGGAGAGAAACUGACUGUUGGUAAGAUUUACGCCGCUCUUCUUAUCUACGAGACUUGGAGAGAAUACAAGGCCAAGCUACAGAGAGAUGGUCAUGCAAGAACGUUUAUCCAGGCUGCUCAGAAGCGCCCAUCCCUCUUCCGACAACUUGUUGGAGCUGUCAGGCGAGGGAGCGCAGAGAAGAUCUUCAAGGAAGUCGAGGAAGAGAAUGAGUCCACUCCACUGGCUCCUAAUGAGCCUAAGCCCGAGAUCAAGGCCAUUGAUCCACCCCCUGCCAAAUCCAGAGAGAGAGACAGGGAGAGAGACAGGGACCGAGAUCGAGACAGAGAACGGGAGAGAGAUCAUGGCAGGCCCAGGAUGGCAGCAACCACGCUACCGAGGAUCGAUAGCUCUGGAUCCGAGGGUCUUACCCAAGACCAGCAAAGUAGGAGAUCAUCACCACAAGUACACGACAAGUCCCCUGACAGACAUCGUGGGAGAUCCCGUGAUAGACAGUAUGACAGAUCUCAGGAUAGACCCCAGGACAGACCCCAGGACAGACCCAGUGAUGGGCCACGAGAAUCUCGAAGAAGGCCCAGGGAUACGCUAGACAGCGCUAGGGGCAUUGAAAUGGCUGAUAUAAGAUACCAUGAUGCACCAGAUAUACAAAGGUCUGCCUCGGGGUCCAUUGAUAGGAAGUCAAUGGACAGAAAUUCAUCAGCCAGUUCCUCCCACCAUCCAAUACCUAGUCUCCAGCCUCCACCUCAGUCCUCUAGAAGUAAACCUAACCAUCAUGAGCGUGGAAGGUCUCGACAAAGAGAUUCUCUAGCCCCUCAAGAUCCGUAUUAUAGAGAGAGACAAUCCAGUAGGGAUAGAUCAAGCUUAGAUGACCCUCAUCAGUCCUAUGACCCUCCACGAACCAACAUAAGUAGGAGUAGCUCUAGGCAUAACUUAGACAGGAAAAUUGGUCAUUCCUCAUCCUCUGUCGACUUCCAAUCACAGAAAACCUUGGCCCAGCCGCCGCGGCUUUCAGAUGCCUACAGCUAUGACAACUUACGAGAGUUAGAUUCUCAAGAUGGUAGACACAGACAAAGUUUUCGGGACGUGAGAAUUGACCCAGGUUUGGAAAGUCGAGAAUCCUUCAACAGAUCACAUUCAAGACGUCCCAGCUCACUAUCCCAAUCAGACGUUAGGUUUGAAGAUACCGGUACAAACAAUGCUCAGUCACCACUUAACAAAAAAAAUGCACUAAGAAAUUCUUCCAAGCAUCUUGAAGCCAAUGCAAAUCUUAGGAGGAGGGGGUCUUAUAAUUCUCAAGAACCAGAGAAGAUCAGUCAGAAAAGAAAAGAAGCAGACAUUAGACUAGACAAACCAAGUUCUCAUCCUAGACCACAUAGAGACAGGCAUUGGAGGUCUGAUGAUCGAUACCAAGACAAUGAUUACACUGAUUCCCCGUCCCUCCCCCACAGACCUUCCCCAGUCGACUCAGCUGGGAUACCAGUCUCCCAAAGCCUCACUUCAUUCGAUAGGAGCAAAUCCGGCAAACGAUACACCUCCCCGAGUAUGCCAGAGUUUGCAACUUCCAAACCAAAUAAGAACCAAAUCUCUACCAGCACACCCACUGACAAUCAAGAAAUCAACCGCAAUUCUAAGUAUCUAGAGGAUGAGCGACACACGAGGGGGAGGAGCAGUAGACGAUCAAGCAAAGAGGGGGUUUAUGUUGAUGAAAACCGCAAUGUCACAAUGAUUGGAGAGACUCAUGGGCAAGGAAAACAGAUAGAAAAGAAAGAUGGUACUCGCGGUCAUCAACGAGGCUCAGUAGAUAGGGAGACAACUCGUAGGCCAAGGCGGGAAACCGAUAACACAGAAGCGGAUAUUCAUUACCACGCCUCUGGCAAACACAGACGGAAACACAGCCGGGAGGAAAUCAGGCCGGAUGGUGAUGAUCGGUAUGAGGGAGACACGGUACCAGACCAACGGAAGCACACCUCUAGGGGAGCCCGACCUAGACCAGAUGAGGGUGCAAACAGAAGAGAAAGGCUAGACUCCGAGGAAAGUGUGUCCUCUUCCCAACCCCUGCUUGGGUCAGGGCGAUCCCCAUCACCAAUACGACGUAGGAUACCAAAGGUAGACUUACCGGACCCCUCUGCACAUCCGUAUUUACCCCCUUCCCCAACUUACCGAACCAAUCGUGAGGACCAAUCACCCCGGGGAAUGAGUAAUGGUAAACGCCAACCCCAUCGAUAUGAUCAGCGAGGGCCAGAAGACUCCCCCAGUCAGGAAGGUAAGACUAAAUCUCGUCGACCUUCGCCGUCUCAACGGGAUAUCUCUGGCCCCGUCUCCACACCCAGCAAGCGUGCACAGAGUGCCGAGCAUUUACCAGAGACCGAGUACAGUCCAGGGAUGGUGCGUCGUACCCCCGGGCGCAGGUUACCCCCGGUACCUGGCGAGGCUAGAUCCUCAUCCUCUCUGUCAGGUACACCGAGGCCCAGACCUCGUUCAGCGGGUACCUCACGCUCAAAAGACUCAAGUCCAGUCAGGCAACCUCCCUCACACCCAAGAAAUAAAGAGCCCCGUCAUCCAGAGACCCGAUCCACACCCCCACCAUUUCCGAUUGAUGACCGGCCACCACAGUACGAAGCAGUGAUGCGUACUCAGGAGCAGGCAGAAUCAUCAGGAGUUGAUCCCCGUCUACCUAACGGAUACCGACCAGGGUCUGUCUCAAAGGGGCGUGGUCAUGGCACCCAAGCUCACAGUCCCCGUAGGGCCCCUCAAGGUAUGUCAAGAGGGCACGGAAGGAGGCAUGGACGGGAAGGAAAUGGUGGAACACUAGCAGGGUACUCAGACACUGAGGAGGAUGAAUGGGCUUAACAAGCUAAGCUUAUGACCUUUCAGACCCACAGAUCUUUUUGUUGUUCUUUCCUCAAUACCAAUGCAACCUAGCUUCAUUUUCCUUCAGUCCUUUGAACCUUUAUUCAGACACAUUAUUCCAGUAGAGACAGUUCGAUGUUCGGAGUUGGCAGGCCAAACCAGUUCGUUAUGAUGGCUACGUACAGUUACUGUUUCACUAAACAUGAGUAGAAAAGAUUUUGGAUAUUGAAAUGCCGUCAAGACUGGGCAUCCAGCAUGCCAAGACAGCACAGUUGAUAAGGAUUUCAUCAAGACAGUGAGGAUUCUAUUGCCGUUGAUUAAAAGCAUGUUCCCAGUUUCACUUGUUAAACUGUGCAGAGGGGUAUCUCAUUCACAAACCAUUUUUGUAUAAUAGCUUCGGCAUUGUUAACGUACAUUUUAAAUAAAGCCACUUAUUAAACUUUCUAUACUCAAAUGCAGACAAUUAAUAUUGAGCAAAACCAUAGCUAAGUAUUUUGACACUACCUUUGUGCUAAUUAAAAUAAUUCUGAUUGGAGGAUAAAUGCCCAUAUGUCACUUUAAUGUCAUAUGUCAGCCCAUAUGUUGGAUGUGACAAAAACGAGUGAGUGGGUUCCUUGAUAACUUUGUUCAACAGUCGGGUUUUGUGCCAUGUCAUUUCCAGCUGACUCAAGGAAGUUACUGGUGCCCGUAAUCAAGGCAGACUAACUGCCAAAAGUCAAUGUCGAAUCCUUCACAAGUUGUUUGUCAAUUGACAUCUUGUCAGGGUUGUCAAAAAUUAGCAUGAAAAAAAAAAUGACCAGAAUGUUAAUUGGACAUUAAACAUCAAGGUGUGGGCACAUGUCAUGUAUUCUUUCUUUCUUACUGUAACCCCUAAAAAGGAAUGAAAUGUGUUCUGCUUUCUGGCAGUGGCAUAACUAGGCCUCCAUGCCGGAGGGGGGGGCACCCGGGUGCAUACAGUUUUUCAAGGAGUACCAGAAGAAACCAAACUGCAGCUACAUAAACAUAACGGAGAUUAUUCACAGAUUUCAAAUAAGGGGGGUGGCACAGGCAUCCACAUGGGGGCACUCCCUCCCCCAGUUACGCCACUACUUUGUGGUUGUAAUUCCUUCUUACACUGUCAGACAUCAGCAGUGUUUGUCUUCAUUGUUUUUCGUUUGUAUAAAACUGCUGCAGCAGCAUAGCUUCGACCAAGUAAAACUGUACACUGUGUCUGCUAAAUGUCCAUUGCUAUUUACUGUAAAAUUGUCAGCUUUGAUGGACAAAGUCUCAAAAUUUGUAAAAAAUUGUCAUUCUUUGAUGUGAUUACCAAGUUAAAUAUUCCAUUUUCUGCAACCUAGAUCAACUUAAAUAUGGGGAAUUUCUUUUCUCGCUUAAAAACACACAUAAAAUUGUCUUUUUCCUUUUUGUAACCUGGGUAACCCUAAGAGUAAACAAAUUUUUUUAGACACAAUAUCCCAAGAUAUAUCUUUCACAUAGUUUUUAAAAAAUCAUACGAUUUCAUUUCUCUUUGCCUGAUAUCUGUUCCAAAUAUUGAUGAGUUACUGUACAAAAAACUUUUGCAAUGCAUUGAACUAAAUCACCAGAUAUCUUGUACAGCACUUAACAUUUUUUUACUCACAGAAAAAAAUAUGGGUUGUGGAUGAAAUAGUCAUGCAUACCUUAAAGAUUCUGAAUCAUUAAACAUGCAUCAUACUUCAGUUAGCCUUGCCUUAAAAUUUUCAAAAUUUAACUGAAAAUGCAAAAACUGUUUUGUUGUUUGACGGACAGUGUGCAUUGCUUCAAACUUAAAAUUUAAGAACAGGUAAUAAAGCUUACACCUAUAUGAAACAUGCAGACAAACAAAAACCCAAAUGUUAACCAAAUCAGUUGUGUUUGCUUUUUGUUGAAUGGGCCAACGUGUUAUACAUUCUUUCUUACUUUGAGAUAAACAUGUACCACAUGCUUUCUUUUAUGUAAAUAUUUAAUGCCAGAACAAUUUAUAAACGAGUUGAUCUAGGCAACAAAACGUUGCUUCUUUUGUUAUCAGUUUGGUAAAAUACUUAUACAUGUACAAAUUAACAUGUGAAUUAAGAUUAUACAUAAAUAUAUACAAACAAUACAUGGUAAAAUUUCUUAAAAAUGCAUUUUUUUAUUCAGCCUAUUGAUCUUGGGGUACAAAGCCCAUACCUGUAUUGAUGUUAGUAUGUGUAUUUCUUGCUGUUUACUCCCAAAAACAUUGAUCGCGACCUUUUCAUAGCUCUCCAAAUUUGACUGUUCUAUCAUUUGAUCAUUUAGAUGAUACUUCAGACAGCUAAAGACUUUGUAGAAUGUUAGACAACUGUUUAUACAGUUUUGAAUAAUGUAUCUGCGAAAAAUUGUAGUCCUGAGAAAGUAGAUCAGGAAGCUUAGAGUAUAAGCCUGUGAUAUUGUAGAGCAGUAUAUUUACACACCCUCAUCCAUUUGCCAAUUUCUAGGCAGAUAGGUCUUUCAUAUUCUGCAUCAGUUCCAACAAUGGUGUUCAGUAAAAUUCAUUCAUCUAUAAAGGAUGGUUCCCAACAUGUUCUGGGAAUGCAGUCCUUUGGUCAAUUUGAAAUUACACUUAUAUCUUCCUCAUUUCCUGCCCAGAAUCUGAAGAGAAAGACAUGUGAACAGUGUCAUUAUAUUUGUGUGCAUAAUAUAUAGAUUGGCAGAUUUCGUGUUGAAUGUGAACUCUCUCUUCUAACCUGACUCCCUACACCCCCCCAGUCAAGCUCAAUCUUGACUGAUCCUUCAUUCAAAUCUGGUUUGGGAGCUUUUCAAAACCUGAAGGUUCAAGUUUGGACCUUACAUUUUCGAUUGUAUUCAGCACCAUUAGCUCAGCGGUUGCAUUGACACUACAGGUUCUAAUUAAUGACUGUCUGGAUUUUUUUUUAUCAUGAUCUGAAACCAUGUGAGUAUGUUCACUUGUAAACAUUUUCCAGUUGCUCAGCAUUUUAUCAUACAGGUCUGACUGAGCUGUCAAAAACUCUCAAAGUUUAGUCAUAUUGCUGGAAUCUGGCAUACAAUCCCCACAAUAUAUUUAAAUUUCAUGGGAUUCUUGGAACAAAACAUUUAUUGUCAAGAGUUGUCUCAAUAGUGCAUAAUUUCAUGGUAUUUGUGGGAGAAGAGUUCCUUAGUCCUAAUUUUGUAGUGCAUUUUUUCAAAUGCAAUUAAUUAAUCUUUUAGCACACCAACAUUACAUUUAAUCCUUUUUGUUUGAAAAAGUUUGCCCAGUAAUUGUGCAUUAACCAUUUGGAAAAGGUUCUUACAUUGUGUGAGUUGUACAAGUUGACCUUUUUGAAAGACCUUUUAAUUGAGAGGCCUUUCUUAUCUUGAAGGAGUAAAAUGGUUUUUGGAAUUAAUUAAUUAACCAACAACUGUUCUUGUGGACUUUUUAUUGGCCAAGUAAAUCAGUGAGCAUUUUAUCAAUACAUCGGUUGGUUCAUCAACCUGUUAAACAAAAAGUCAUCGGUCAAAUAUUCAGUCAUCAAAAGUAUCUGAUACUCUGAUCCAAUCCAACUCACACACUUUAUCUUUUCAGUUCACAUCAAAGAGUUGGUUUUAGUCUUGUUCCCAUUGUUACUACUCUCACAGAUGUUAGUUGUUGAUUUCACAUUCCAUGUAAUGUGUUGCUUAAUUCCCUUGGUUGGGAUGUAUGGAUAGUGUAUGUGAGAUGUAACAGUUGGACAAUAACUGAAACAAAGGGAUCUUUAAAUGUGUUUAAGAAAAACUGAGAGUGGUUGGGAGUUGUUUUACUGUGCAGUUCUUAGUCUCUAGAAGCUUAAACAUUGCUUUUCUUUUUGUACUUAAAUACUGUUGUCUUAAAAUAACUAUGCAAACUGCUUUAAACAUUUCUAUUUUGAUUAUUAAAGUGCUCUAAAGAAGUUCUGUUUAACUUGUUUGUCUUUUGCCACAAUUUGGCUGGGUGACUAGGCGGAAUGUUUAGUUUGUUUGUGUUCAAGCCAAGUGGAUUGUCAGGCUAAAUUGUUGGGUUUUUGCUGUAUCCUGAUGGUUUGUUUUUCAAACUGCAAAUUUCAAUUUACUUCAAGCUAGAAAUUUAUUGCCAAGCCUGUUAGGAAUACAAGUAUCUUUCGAUACAGAAAUGAUAAAUAUUCAAUGUUUAGGUUUGUUGGAGAAGCUGUGCUUUCUCUGUUGGAUUCAUGCCUAACAAAAGUAAUCACCUGAAGCAGAAGACAAGUAUUGUCCUUAUUGAGUUUUCUACUGCUUUUUUUUUGUAUUAACAUUAUGAAUGGGUUCCAGAUGUUUUCAUAAUGGAAGGCUGUGUGAUUUUACCAUGUUUUUAUUUUAGAUUUGAAAAAAAAUGCUUUUAUGUCAGUUUUGCUGCAAGUUUAGAGGUUAUGGGGCUGCCCCCAUGUAGUUAUGAUUAUUCCGUAUGUGCCAUUUUGUGUGUGCAAAGAAACAUUGCUAAUUUUGAUAAGUUCGUUCUUUUUAAAACUUGUCUGGUUCAAUUUCUAUCAGAUGUAAAGUACACAGAUGUAAAGGUAAGCAGGAUUGUAUUAUCUAGGACACAAUUGUUGAAAUGCCUACAUAAAAGGCAAUCUCUUUUGCCGAGCAACAUACAUGCAUGCCAACCAUUCUGAUGCAUUACGUACACCGGCUAUUAAAAACUAUGCUUGCAAAAAAAUGUAUAACUACUCAAAUGUGUUAAAGCUGUGAAAAAUAAACUCCAGCACAGUGUUCUUGCAACAAAUGACUACAUCUGUGUUAACCAGAUAUUAGCUUCUAAAGAGAAGAGACAGUAUAUCUAUUUAAUGACUGGUUUCUAUGGUAACUUGGCCUAAAACACUGAGCGAUAUAUAGGUUAAUAUUGCCAAUUCCUGUAUAUAUAUAUACAUAUAUCACAUGCUUUUCAAUUAUAUUAUAUAUCACACAGUCCCUUCGUAGAUAAAAAUAGUGUAGCUCAGUGUAGUCUCAAGAAAAUAACAUGAAUAAUGCGUCUUUUACAGCAUUUCAUCCUCAGUGCUUGCGUCAUUGUUACGUCAUCAUGAUGUUUGUUUUAUUCACGAUUCAAUUUUGAGUGAAAUAAAAUACCUCUGCACACCAACUAUAUCAGUGAAAUGAA
Acanthaster planci (crown-of-thorns starfish) is the source of this 13477-nucleotide messenger RNA. RefSeq names its product voltage-dependent calcium channel type A subunit alpha-1-like. NCBI's taxonomy places the organism in Eukaryota, Metazoa, Echinodermata, Asteroidea, Valvatida, Acanthasteridae. Gene Ontology annotation, molecular function: high voltage-gated calcium channel activity. The record is from RefSeq and is a predicted model, not a curated record. Gene Ontology annotation, cellular component: voltage-gated calcium channel complex; membrane. Gene Ontology annotation, biological process: chemical synaptic transmission; calcium ion import across plasma membrane.